AACAAGCAGGAUAACAACAGGUGAAGAUAUAUCUAGCUACAUCACAACUCAUUGGUAUAUAUUUAAUUUAACUUAUAUUGUAGCUAAGACAGUUGUCAACAGUCGAUUCCCUACUGCAAAAUGAAGAGUUGCAGGUUUCUCAUACUUUUCUUGUCAGUGCUCCUUUGCAGUUUGUUUGCCGAAUCAACCAUAUACAGAGUAGCUCCAUACAAAAAUAGUAGCAGCUGCUAUGACGACCCCAAAUGUAUUGAUUUCAUAAGUUUCCUACUUCAAAAGACGAGCACUGAGAUAGACUCACACUCAAUUUUGGAAUUCUAUCCCGGUAAAUAUUCCAUGGAUAUCACCGAUUUGGAAGAUGAAGUUUAUGAAAUUGAAUUAAGCUCACUAGACAACGUUACUAUCACUUCCAGAGAAGUCGGGCAGAGAGCUAUCAUAAGCUGCAGUAGAGGACUAAAAGUUAUUUGGAUUAUUAAAUACAGUCGAAACAUUCAUAUCCAAGACAUAGAAAUGAUUGAAUGCAGUGGACAUUUCACAGCACUUGAUAACUCGAAUCUCUUAUUGGAAUCCCAAUUCCGUAAUACACCCACUGCAAUACUACUAGUACAGAACACAAAUGUCUUUCUCACAAAUGUACGGGCAUAUAGUUUAAAUGGGUCAGUAUUUCGCAGUAUCGAUACAAGAGGAAGCUUGAACAUUUUAAGUAGUUCACUUCAGGGAAGCACUGAAAUCGUAUAUUCCGAUGGAUUCUCUUCAAGAGGUGUUACUCACAUUACAAUAAAUGGCUCAACACUAUUCCCAGGAAUAUACUACAAGAAUAGCGAGAAAGGCAUAGAAAAGACUCAGAAAGGCAUGACAAUUGAACUUCAAAAUUAUAUUACGGCAGAUAUAACAAUUUUCAAUAAUUUCUUCCUUGGCCGCGAAAAAAUGAUCGGAUUUUUGUUUGCUGUAACGAUUAAAACAUGUUCUCUUUUUGAUAUCUAUAUAUCACACUCACGAUUUUACCACGGAGGAAUACAAAUAGGCGGGGAAAUUUACUGCAACGAACAGCUUAGUUCAGCAUAUGUAAGGCAUUGCGUGAUAAGAAAAAUGCCCAAACAAGGUGGAGUAAUACUCAGCCAAAUUACGUUUCAUAUGUUCAACUCUACAAUCGAGAAUUCUGAGAUAGGACUAAACAUUCGGAAAGGCUCUAAGGGUCGAAUAACUAACUGUUCGAUAAGUAAUACCAAAAACGCUAUGGACAUUACAGACUAUAGCUCAGUCACAUUAGAAGGAGAUGUUUACUUGAGUAGCAAUGAAGGGUCGGAAGGAUUUAGUGCAAUUUCAGCAGAGGAUUCAGUGAUGAGAUUCACAGGAAGAACAGUGAUUGAAAACACUCUAGGGAGAGACAACGCUGCCCUAAAAUCCACUAACACAACCCUCUAUUUUUACGGUGAGACACGCUUUAUUGGAAAUCAAGGCUUCUAUGGAGGUGCCUUAUCCCUGUACAAAUACUCCAUAAUGCACUUUUAUGAGAAUGCCAAUGUUGUGUUUAUCAAUAACCAUGCAUGGAGAAGUGGAGGGGCAAUAUAUGUCACCAGUAUGAGCUAUCUAAGUCCGGUAAGUGACCUGCAAAACCUUUUUAGCAUCAAAUACCAAUGCAUUUUCUAUCGUACGCGUGAGACUCGUGACAGAAAAAACCUACACUUCUGUAACAAUACAUCUAUUCAAGGGGGAGAUGAUAUUUAUGGUGGAUCAAUCAACCGCUGCUACUUUAGAAAGUCAACAGCUGAAUCAGAAAAUCAUUAUAAGUUACCAAGCAAGCAUGAUCUACUAAAUGGGACUACAGUUUGUUCAAGCUAUAACACAUCUUUUCAAACAUCGGUUACAUCGUCACCAUACUAUCUUUGUUUCUGCCAGCCUAGUGGGAUAUUCUGCAACACAGUAGAGAAGGAAACAACCAUUGUACCUGGUCAAACAAUAAAACUCUUAAUAGUAGCAGUUGGUCAACUUCAAGGAGCUACAUUGGCCACAGCACAAGCAAGACUAAUGCUCCCAUACACGGAGCAACUAAAUUCAAACCGCCCGUACAUUCCACGAUCUCAAGCCAGACAACUCUUAGGGCUAACCUGCACCAAGGUACAGUACACUGUACAUGCUCCCAUAGGCAACCAAACAUUAGUACUUGGCAUAAGUGAACUUGCUAAUGAAGAAGUACUAACAAGGCUAGCAGAGUUAAAAAGUGAGUUACUUAGAGAAAAAGUAUAUUUCACAGAUGAAGUUCCCUUACUUCUUCACAUAAUCCUACAACCAUGUCUUCCGGGAUAUAUUUACAACACAGACAAUCUGGCAUGUGAAUGCCUUCAAUCAAUAACAGCUGCUGGUGUACAGUGCAUCAUCGACAAUCAAACAGUGAUCAGGUCUGGCACAGUAUGGGUGAAUGCAACUAACGACACAGUCAUAAUACACAGCCACUGCCCACUGGGAUACUGUAAUCAGAAACAAACCGAGCUAUCUCUAACUAACCCAAGUGUACAGUGCUCUUUCAAACGGUCAGGAACACUAUGUGGCCAGUGUGGAGGUAAUCUCAGUCAGAUGCUGGGAAGUUCAGAGUGUCAAGAAUGCUCUAAUCUCUGGUUACUGUUGAUUAUUCCUGUAACACUAGUCAGUGGAAUGUUAUUGGUGGUGUUGCUUAUGGGCAUGAAUCUCACCGUAGCAACGGGCACUAUUAACGGACUGGUACUCUACGCUAACAUACUCAGAGCUAACAAUGACAUCUAUUUCAGCGUUAAAACUUCCAAGAUAACGGAGAUAUGUAACGUGUUUAUAGCAUGGAUCAACUUGGAUGUCGGUAUCGAGGUUUGUUUCUAUAAUGGACUGGAUGCAUUUUAUAAGACUCUGUUCCAACUAGGCUUCCCUAUCUACAUAUGCACUAUUGCAGUUACUAUCAUAGUAUCAAGUCACUACUCCACGAGAGCUGCUAGGCUAAGCGGAAACAAUGCUGUACAAGUUCUAGCCACUCUUUUUCUCCUAUCGUACUCUAAGAGUAUACGACUUGUGAUUACAAUAUUUUCAUUUACAACGCUUAACCUGGAACACUAUAAUAAUGGAACUAGUGUACCCAAACUUGUGUGGUUAUACGAUGGAAAUAUUGACUAUCUUCAAGGCAAACAUAUCGCUUUAUUUUUGAUUGGAAUUCUCAUUCUAGUUCUGGUAUCAUUCCCAUACACGGCUGUUCUCAUUUUCAUUCCGUGUCUACAGAAGGUGUCUCACCAUCGAUGGCUGACAUGGGUAUGGAAAAUGAAACCUUUAUUCGAUGCUUACACCGGACCAUACAAGAGCAAACAUCGGUAUUGGACUGGGCUAUUGCUACUGCUAAGAGUUCUCCUCUAUGCUACCUUUUCACUAAACAUAGCUGGAGAUCCAUCCAUUAAUUUACUGGCCACGUCCCUAUUAAUGAUGAUCACACUCGCCUACUUACUGCUCAUUGGUAAUGUUUAUAAAUCGAGAGCAUUGAGUAUUCUAGAGAAUGCUUUCCUAUUAAACCUUACCAUGCUAUCAGUGUGCAGUCUCUUUGCUCUAUUGACAGGCCGAGAUCAAGAAUUGAUUACUGACAUAUCCGUCAUUGUUACCAUGACGCUGUUCUGUGGUAUCUUAAUCUAUCAGGCAUACAUGCGUUUAAUGUCACUCAAGAUUAUGAAGAGGUUUGUAAAUAAACAAGAAUCAAAGGAAGAAGAGAACUAUGAAGAAGGUUACGAAGAGAGAGAGAAAAAUGUUGUUACAACGCAGAUUGUGUCAAUUAGCAAUUUAGAAAAGCCACUUUUGGAAAUGGAAGAAGUUACCUCCUAACAGAAACAAAUAAGCACUAAGGAGUUACACACACUAGAACACCACUAGAAGAAUAGAACACCAUAAAGAAAAUUAGAACACUGGAGUGUUGCAUAACGAUUAGCUUAUAGCUUGUGUUUACAAUGUCAUUUAAUAUAAGAAAGCACUGAUUUUUGACAGGAAACACACUUCAAU
Halichondria panicea is the source of this 3999-nucleotide messenger RNA. RefSeq lists its product as uncharacterized. Lineage: Eukaryota; Metazoa; Porifera; Demospongiae; Suberitida; Halichondriidae. The coding region runs from base 121 to 3825 and encodes 1234 amino acids. The record is from RefSeq and is a predicted model, not a curated record. The transcript has a single exon.